AUGACUAUGGCUGACAUUCCAAUCAUCACCACCGUCGCGGACUUGCGGGUCCUGCGCCAUCAGUACGCCCGCAGAAACGAGUCCGUCGGCUUCAUACCCACCAUGGGGUAUCUCCACGAGGGCCAUCUCUCGCUUAUCAACCAGUCCCUGCUCUCAAAUGACCACACUAUUGUCUCCAUUUUCGUGAACCCUUCCCAGUUUGCACCAGGCGAAGACUUGGACACAUACCCCCGUGAUCUCGACCACGACGUCAAAGUGAUCACGGAAUUCGUCGCCGCAAAGUUCCAAGGCUCAUCGGAUAAAAAGGUCGACGCCAUUUUCCAUCCAACUGUGUUGCAGAUGUAUCCUUCCGGGUUCAGCAUGGAGCGUUCCCAGCAGAGAGGCGCCUUCGUGGAGGUGCUUGGUGUCUCCGAGCCUCUUGAAGGCAAGACAAGACCGUCAUUCUUCAGAGGUGUGUCCACCGUGGUGGCCAAAUUGUUGAACGCCACCAAUCCAACCGUUGCAUACUUCGGACAGAAAGAUAUCCAACAGACCGUAGUUCUCAAAACUAUGGUGAGGGAUUUGCUCAUGGAUAUUGAGCUUGAGAUCGUGCCAACCGUGAGAAACAGCAGCGGGCUGGCACUGAGCUCUAGAAACGCAUACUUGUCUCCAGAGAUCUUGAGCCAAGUUACAUGUAUAUUUCGCAGCAUGAAUACCGCGUAUGGGAAAUACUCUAAGAGUGGUGUCAGGGACGUCUCCGACUUGACGGAAACAGUGUCUGCGGAAAUUAGAUCCACUAAUGCUAACUUCAAGGUGGACUAUAUCUCUUUCAACGAUCCAGAGACACUGGAUUAUUUGACCACCAUUGAUCCUAAGAAGGGCGCCAUUUUGUCACUAGCUGUAUACGUCCCUAAUUCAACAGAGACUAAUGAAACGAAAACAACAAGACUCAUUGAUAACAUGAUUUUCAACCCCGUUGCUUGA
This is a messenger RNA of Pichia membranifaciens NRRL Y-2026, 963 nucleotides long. RefSeq lists its product as hypothetical. The record is from RefSeq and is a predicted model, not a curated record. The coding region runs from base 1 to 963 and encodes 320 amino acids. The transcript has a single exon. Gene Ontology annotation, molecular function: pantoate-beta-alanine ligase activity. Gene Ontology annotation, biological process: pantothenate biosynthetic process. NCBI's taxonomy places the organism in Eukaryota, Fungi, Ascomycota, Pichiomycetes, Pichiales, Pichiaceae.